AUGCUGGAGGAAAUUCACGGCCGUCUCCCUCAGCUGCCAACCGAUCACAACGCAUUCACGCUAGGCAGCGUGCAUGGACACAAUGUGGUGAUUGCCUGCUUGCCGUCAGGUAUUUACGGGACCACAUCAGCAGCAACGGCGCUUGCCGAAAUGAGAUCAAUGUUUCCACUACUUCAAUUUGGCCUGAUGGUUGGUAUUGGAGGAGGAGUACCUGGAAAAAUCGACGUUCGACUUGGAGAUGUGGUGAUCAGCAAGCCGACUGCGAGUGGAAGCGGUGUGAUACAGUAUGAUUACGGGAAAACAAUGCGGGAUGGAUACAUUCAGCGUAUAGGAUUUCUCAAUAAACCUCCCCAGGUCUUGUUGACGGCAAUAAGUCAGAUUGAAAGCGAUCAUAUGAUAGGACAACGACAGAUCAAAAAAAAUAUUGAUGACGUUCUUGAGAAAAAUAAAGAAAUGAGAGACCAGUUCUCUCAGCCUAAAGAUGACAGGCUUUUCCGCGCGACAUAUCCCCAUGAAGACAAUGCCCGUGGCUGUUCGUCUUGUGACUUGAACCAAUUGAGCCACCGUCAGCCUCGGAUAACGGAUGAGCCUCAUGUCCAUUAUGGACUAGUGGCCUCUGGAAACCAAGUUAUGAAAGACGCGCAGACACGAGACCAGAUUGCUCAAGAGCUAGAUAUCAUCUGCUUUGAAAUGAAGGCAGCCGGGCUAAUGGACCAGCUUCCAUGCCUGGUGAUUCGCGGCAUUUGUGACUACUCUCUGACUGCUGCAGCAUAUACAAAGUCGCUGUUAUCAGAGGUUCCUGCCGUGGUCCCAACUGCCGUACCAGAAAAAAAUGUGGGGUUUACAACGGAUGAGUACGAAUGUCUGCGCAGUUUAUUCCUGACUAAUCCUGCUGAUAUUAAAACCGCACUGAAGCAAAAAAAGGGAGAUCGUGCUGAUGGGACGUGUGAAUGGAUAUUAAAAACAGAAGAGCUCUCAGAUUGGCUUGAGGGCUUAGAAAAUAAUUACCAAAAUGGGUCCAAUAUCUUUUGGUUGCACAGCAAUCCUGGGACAGGAAAGUCAACCAUGGUUAUUACCAUGACGGAUGAGCUUCCAAAGCAACCUGUUUUCGCCAGCGGGAACAAGGUACUUGCAUACUUCUUUUGCGACUCUAGCGAGGAAAACCAAAGGACGGCUAUUUCGAUAUUACGUGGCCUACUCUAUCAACUAAUUCACCAAUGUCCAAGGCUUAUUAAAUAUCUUCUUGCAAAAUAUCCUGACCGCAAAGAGACACUAUUCACAUCAUUUGAUGCACUGUGA
Messenger RNA from Talaromyces proteolyticus, 1299 nucleotides. RefSeq names its product nucleoside phosphorylase domain-containing protein. Lineage: Eukaryota; Fungi; Ascomycota; Eurotiomycetes; Eurotiales; Trichocomaceae. Gene Ontology annotation, biological process: nucleoside metabolic process. The coding region runs from base 1 to 1299 and encodes 432 amino acids. Gene Ontology annotation, molecular function: catalytic activity. The record is from RefSeq and is a predicted model, not a curated record. The transcript is spliced from 3 exons.